Molecule: messenger RNA, 1020 nt
Organism: Parastagonospora nodorum SN15
Lineage: Eukaryota; Fungi; Ascomycota; Dothideomycetes; Pleosporales; Phaeosphaeriaceae
Exons: 2
Coding region: 1-1020 (339 amino acids)
Source: RefSeq, a predicted model, not a curated record
AUGGAUCCCCUAACUAUCGGCUCCGCAGUCAUUGGCCUGAUCGCAGGCGCAUCUCGCAUAGUGCCCAUACUAUACAACUUCAUCACUCUCACGCUAGAUGCGCCAAAGACAGCUUCGCAAGUCCUCGACGAAAUGCAAAGCAUCAUCGCAGCCUUGACACAACUCCAAACCUACCUGACUGGCGCGACGACAUCCAACGGUGCCAGACGCUCCAUGUUAACACUCCGCAACAUUUCCGCGACGUUGACGGCUUGCGUGACUACGUACUCGGACCUUGAAGACGUGGUGUCGAGAUGUGUUCUUGACGGAGGUAAAGUGAGCAGGCCGAAGUGGGUGAUGUAUGAAGGGCAAAUCGAUGUGCUAGUGCAGAGGAUGCAAGCGCAUAAAUUGAGUCUGACGCUGAUGUUGACGAUUCUUCAAUGCGAGUCGACACAAGUAGCUGAGAUCUCAAUGACACGAUUGCACGCCAUGGUCGAAGACCUGAUGGCUAGCAACGCGGAUAUGCGGACGCGCAUGGAUCAGGUUCUUACCGAUCACCCUGCGCAUCGUACGGUCGUUGAAGAAGACAUUGAUCCCCUGUCCCAGAGCGCGUUUGAAACCGACUUAGACACAUCACGAGUCUACCGCAAGCUGCGAGCCCGAACAUCGCUGUGGUCAGUGAACACCUCGCAGCAAGGCUCCAUGGCACUAACAGCAUUCUCCGCCUUGACCAUGGAUGACGUAUCCAAUUUGUCUGUUGUCCGUCUUCCAGUUUGGUCAAAGGACAUAGUCAAUGCAUUUGAUUACGAGUUCGAAGAAGACGACUUUACACCUCAAGCUUCGCCAGUUUUGGGGCUCGUGGUGGUGAUGGACGAGAUACCAGAGUUUACAAAAAUUGCGCGCAGUGUAGAUGAUUUGACUCCUAAAGCUAAACCUACGUUAAAUCCUGUCAUUAUGCCAGUAUACAAUGCGCGCGAUGUAAUUGAUCCUUGGAAUCAUGGACGCCGAGGGGCGAUAUCAGAAGAACUCAUUCGAACAUAA